Molecule: messenger RNA, 1209 nt
Organism: Bombina bombina (fire-bellied toad)
Lineage: Eukaryota; Metazoa; Chordata; Amphibia; Anura; Bombinatoridae
Gene: HSD17B10
Product: hydroxysteroid 17-beta dehydrogenase 10
Exons: 6
Coding region: 61-843 (260 amino acids)
Biological process (GO): estrogen metabolic process; androgen metabolic process; fatty acid metabolic process
Cellular component (GO): mitochondrion
Molecular function (GO): estradiol 17-beta-dehydrogenase [NAD(P)+] activity
Source: RefSeq, a predicted model, not a curated record
CUCUGUGAGAUACGCUGGAUUCUGAUAGGAUAAUUGUUUUGACAGGUCUUCUGUAGCAACAUGGCGGCUGUGAGAAGUGUGAAGGGUCUGGUUGGCCUUGUUACUGGAGGAGCCUCAGGGCUUGGUCGCGCUACUGCGGAACGGUUGGUGCGUCAAGGUGCUAGUGCUGUGAUUCUAGACUUGCCCAAGUCUGAGGGAAGCAGUGUGGCUCAGUCACUUGGCGAGCAAUGUGCAUUUUCUCCCACUGAUGUGACGUCUGAGGCUGAUGUGAAGAAUGCUCUGGAACUGGCUCGAUCAAAAUUUGGACGUGUGGAUAUUGUGGUGAACUGCGCAGGGAUUGCUGUUGCUGUAAAAACGUACAACAUAAACAAACAACUGCCUCACAGUCUAGAAGAUUUCCAGAGAGUUAUCAAUGUGAAUAUCGCUGGGACAUUUAAUGUUAUCCGUCUUGCAGCUGGUGAAAUGGCAAAGAAUGAGCCAGAUCAGGAUGGACUCAGAGGAGUGAUAGUUAACACAGCCAGUGUUGCUGCAUUUGAUGGUCAGGUGGGACAGGCAGCCUAUUCAGCCUCCAAGGGAGGGAUUGUAGGAAUGACACUUCCCAUUGCUAGGGAUCUUGCCCCACUGGGGAUCAGAGUGGUAACCAUUGCUCCAGGCUUAUUUGCGACCCCUCUUCUCCUUGGUCUUCCUGAGAAGGUGAGAACAUUCCUGGCCAAACAAGUACCUUUCCCCAGUCGUCUUGGUGAUCCAGGCGAGUAUGCACAUUUAGUUCAGUCCAUUGUUGAAAAUCCCAUGUUAAAUGGUGAAGUUAUUCGGUUGGAUGGAGCUCUCCGUAUGCAACCUUAAAGGAAUGGAAGAAACUCUAUCACCUUCAACUAAAUUAGAGACCCCAUGCAAUGCCGUCCAUGUUGCUUGUCACAUGGGAAAUGAAGUUGGCAAUAUGGGGUGCUUUCCAGCUCAUGCCUGGUCUAAUGAGGUAACUUAGUGUGCCUUAAUUAGCCAUUCACUUUUGCACUGCCAUUCAAAGACUAUUCUCUGUCCCUAGGUAUACACUGAUGGCAUGGAACUGAAGAUUUUAAUGAUAAAUCAAUAAAUUUUGCCACUUAGGAAAAGUAAAAUAUUGAAAAGCUUUUGAUAAAAAUAUGAGGUGGCAUGUUUUCAACUGUAAUUCAUAUGUUGGUUCAAUAAAAUCAACUAAAAAAAAACAAAACA